Messenger RNA from Hibiscus syriacus, 1400 nucleotides. RefSeq lists its product as uncharacterized. The transcript is spliced from 4 exons. The record is from RefSeq and is a predicted model, not a curated record. Bases 16 to 1287 code for a protein of 423 amino acids. NCBI's taxonomy places the organism in Eukaryota, Viridiplantae, Streptophyta, Magnoliopsida, Malvales, Malvaceae.
UGGACCAUAAAACAGAUGCAACAUUUAAAUCUUGAAACAGAAUUGCGAAGGGAGUCUGAAGUUGAUUCAAGCACUUGGGAAUCGGCUGGAGGGGUUCAUGAAAACUCUAAGAAAGCUUUAAUGGACCUUCUUCAACAAAAACUUGGUAUUCAAUCUAUGCAAUCAUCAGAAUUAGAUUGUCAACAUUCCACUUCAUCUUCUAAAGGGAGGGAGACCUAUUGGCCUGUUUCCGAGCAGCAAACUUCCAGUUUUCCUUUUAAUCGUUUUCCAAAUCAGGAAUUUCAUGUGAAUUACUUGUUUCCAGAAGGCCUUCAAAAUUCUGAUUCAAGUACCUUUUUGCAAGAUCAUUUGCAUGGAGUUGCUGUGAGUGGUUCUGUCAACCAAAUGGUUAACUGUGAAAGAUUUCCUCUUAAAGCUGGUUACGACUCCUUUGUAGAAGAGCAAUCAUUCUUGAUGGGCAUUGAAGACUCUUCUUGUGGUAGUUAUGCAGAAGAUAGCUUGAUGAGAAAAUCAGCUGUGGAUGUAGAAAUAGCAGAAUUGGAAGCAAAGGAGACGAAAAAUGGAUUGAAGGGUAUGAUUGCAAGGAAUGGUUCUAUGUCGGGGUCUAAGGAUAAUGUGCAAGUGGAGACAGCCUUGGAGUGUGGUGAUCUACAAAGUAGCAUCCAUGGCCGGCAUAAUUCUCUUAGUACGGAUGGGAGCAGCAGGUUGAAUGGAUACGAAGAUGGAUUACAUAAGUCGGUUAGAGAUGUUCUUUCUACUGAUAGGUGGGGUUCUUUUACUACAUGGUUUAUGUCACCUUCAAUGCUGGCAAAGGGACUGGACAAAGUUUCACAGAAAUGCCCACCUGCGCUAAGGGUUUCUUCAUCCCAGGAUGUAGUUUCUGGUGAAAACUCAGGGGAAUUUGUCAAGCAGAAAAAUUCUACAAGCCUUACAACUGAUGAUACGAGUUCAGAAGGAAGACAAGAGAUUGCGGCACAUCUAGGUGCAAUGAGGAGCAUAGAAACUCGGGCAUUGGGCAAGAAAGAUGUUGGUUUUAGAAGGACGUCAUCUUGUGAUUGUGCUGCAUUGUCUGAAGCAUCAUUCAUAGAGAUUCUAAAGAAGCCAGUUCUUCGCGGGACUGAGGCAGCUAACAGCACUUCUUUAGAUCCCUCUGACGGAGUUCCACAAGCUGGACGAAGCGGGAAGAAGAAAGGGAAAAGAGGAAGACAGAUUGAUCCUGCCCUUUUAGGUUUCAAAGUCACAAGCAACCGUAUAAUGAUGGGUGAGAUCCAACACUUUGACGAUUGACAACCACACUUGCUAUGUACAUUCCCUGUAAAUCUUUUAACCCUUUUUCUUAUAGAGAACUUCUGUACUGCAUAUUUGAGAAGCAUAGGCAAUUUAAUUGAUUCUUUUUCAAU